Molecule: messenger RNA, 303 nt
Organism: Pocillopora meandrina
Lineage: Eukaryota; Metazoa; Cnidaria; Anthozoa; Scleractinia; Pocilloporidae
Source: the annotation of a GenBank genome assembly
UUAGGUGCAUUCUAUUUACGUUACAGGUGGAAUACAGAAAAUGCGAUUAGAAAUAGCUUAGAAAGAAGAAAUGAGAUUGGAGCAGCUGAUCCUGAAGUCGCAAAUAUUGAAGAAGGUUCAAUCAUUGUGAAACUACAUUGCCAUACACAGCAAAGUUUCCUACAGUUUGUGAAGGACUUUAAGGAAAAGAAAGUGAAGCGUCGAUUGGAAGAAGAGUUAAAAAAAAUUGGAUUUGACAAAGAAUUGGAAGUAACAAUCGUAAAUACCCAAGAGGUAUUCCAGAGAGAACAUGAAAUAAGGUAA